AUGGAACUGAGAUCGAUAUAUUCCUUGAUUCUGAUUAUUCUGGCGGAGACGACAGCGAGUGUUUACAACUCAUCCGCAAACAUGAACAUGCAACGAAAUCUCAUUCAAGAGCGAAAAGGCCACUCUGAAGUGUCAUCAGCAAUGGGAAUGCCAGCAGCAACGUCAGGAUCGAUCGAGAUUCAGUCUGCACAAAAGACAGUCUUAUCUUCAAUCGGAUAUUUGAAAUCUAUCAAAUGGCACAUAACCGAUACGAUACUUGCGAAACGUAUCAGUGCGCAUCGUUUCGAAUACGCCAAUAUUGUCACACCGAAACUGGUAUAG
This is a messenger RNA of Anisakis simplex (herring worm), 321 nucleotides long. The record is from the annotation of a GenBank genome assembly. Lineage: Eukaryota; Metazoa; Nematoda; Chromadorea; Rhabditida; Anisakidae.